This is a messenger RNA of Calliphora vicina (urban bluebottle blowfly), 1656 nucleotides long. Its product is annotated as probable cytochrome P450 6a21. NCBI's taxonomy places the organism in Eukaryota, Metazoa, Arthropoda, Insecta, Diptera, Calliphoridae. Gene Ontology annotation, molecular function: oxidoreductase activity, acting on paired donors, with incorporation or reduction of molecular oxygen; monooxygenase activity; heme binding. The record is from RefSeq and is a predicted model, not a curated record. The coding region runs from base 22 to 1539 and encodes 505 amino acids. The transcript has 2 exons.
UAUUCUUUUAUAUUAAAAAAAAUGUCCAUUUUAUUAAUAUUAUUAAUUAUUUUGCUGUCAUUAGUUUUGUAUCUUGUAAACGCUUUGCGAAAACAUUACAAAUAUUGGCAAAAUUUGGGCAUAGACUGUGAUGAGCCCAGCUGGAUAUUUGGCAGCUUCAAGGGAGCUGUAACAGAGCGCACUUUCCUUGAUAUCAUACAGGAUCAUUAUUACAAAUACAAAAAUAAGGGACCAUUUGCGGGUUUCUAUUGGUUCUAUAGACCGGCGGUGUUUGUAACGGAUAUGGCUUUGAUAAAACAGAUAUUGAUAAAGGAUUUCAAUAAAUUUUCGGAUCGUGGUUUGUUUGUGAAUGAAGAAGAUGAUCCUUUGUCUGGGCAUCUGUUCAAUUUGGAGGGUCACAAAUGGCGUAUAAUGAGAAGUAAACUGUCGCCCACUUUUACCUCGGGCAAAAUGAAAUUUAUGUUUCCCACUGUGGUUAAGGUGGCUCAGCAGCUGGAGCUGGCUUUUGCCAAAAUUGUGGAAAAGGAUAGCAAAGUAGAAAUACGGGAUAUAGUGUCGCGUUAUACUACCGAUGUUAUAGGUACUUGCGCCUUUGGUUUGGAGUGCAAUAGCUUAACUGAUCCCCAGGCCAAGUUUCAUGUUAUGAGUAAACGAGCUUUGCUGGAAAAUCAUUUGGGUAACUUUGGUGUGGCCUUUAGAUUUAGCUUUCCAAAAUUGGCUAAGCGCUUGCGCAUGCGUGAUACUGUGCAUGAGAUAGAAGACUUCUUUAUGGGCAUAGUUAAGGACACUGUAAAAUAUCGCGAGGAUAAUCAAGUGAAACGUAAUGAUUUUAUGAAUUUAUUGCUGGAACUGAAAAAUAAUAAAGUUAUGAAGACUGAAGGUGGCGAAGAUUUUACCAAUUUGUCGUUAAAAGAAGUAGCUGCCCAGGCUUUUAUCUUUUUGGUAGCUGGCUCAGAUACUUCAUCCACCACCAUGUCUUUUGCUUUGUAUGAAUUGGCCUUGAAUCAAGAUAUUCAAGAGAAAGCUAGACAGGAAGUUAAUCGUGUUCUAGAGUUACACAAUCAGGAGUUUAGCUAUGAGUGCAUGAGCGAAUUGAAAUAUUUGGAACAAAUUAUACAAGAAACCCUUAGACUUUAUUGUCCUUUACCCGCCUUAAAUCGUGUAGCUUUGGAAGACUAUGUGGUGCCUGGCCAUCCCAAUUUUGUAAUUAAAAAAGACAUGCCUGUUGUUAUACCCGCCAUUUCAAUACAUCGCGAUGAACAAUACUUCCCCAAUCCUGAUAAAUUUAAUCCCGAGAACUUUUCUGCCGAUCAGGUGGCUCUUAGAGAUUCUGUGUUGUAUUUACCGUUUGGAGAAGGUCCCCGCAACUGCAUUGGCAGUCGUUUUGGCAAAAUGCAAAUAAUAAUUGGCUUGGCUUUGCUAUUGAAAAAUUUCAAAUUCUGUGCCUGCCAGGAGACUCUGAUACCUAUGAAAUAUGACAAGGAAAAUUUCAUGGUUACACCCGAUGGUAAUUUAUAUUUGAAGGCCACUAAAGUGUAAAGAAGUUAAAAUUAAUAAAAUAAUUUUAAGAAAAAAUUGUUAAAGUAUGUUUAAGUUUUUGCUAAAAUUUAUAUUAAGUAUUUAUUGUAAAUUUAAUUUAAGUUAUUUUUAUAACCC